Molecule: messenger RNA, 4927 nt
Organism: Hypanus sabinus (Atlantic stingray)
Lineage: Eukaryota; Metazoa; Chordata; Chondrichthyes; Myliobatiformes; Dasyatidae
Exons: 9
Coding region: 3040-3972 (310 amino acids)
Source: RefSeq, a predicted model, not a curated record
CUCACUUCUGUCGACUCUGUUUCCAUCUCCCGAGUAAAUACAGAAGCAAAAAAUCCAUUUAAGAUCUCUCCCACCUGUUUUGGUUCCACAUGCGGAUUACCAUUCUGGUCUUCCAGAGGGCCAAAUUUAUCUCUUGCAAUAAUAAAUAUCAAGAACAUGAGGUAUAAGGGACCAGAUACAUAGAAACAUAGCAAUAGCGCAAUACAGGCCCUUCAGCCCACAAAGUUCUGCUGAACAUGUCCUUACCCACAGCCCUCUAUUUUUGUAAGGUCCAUGUACCUAUCCAGGAACCACCACCGCUGCCAUUCCACGUACAAUGAGGACUUAGGUAUGUAUGGCCUUAUGCGUGGUAGGUCAAGUCCAAACAAUCACAGAGUUUUUUUGAGAAAGUUACCAGGAAAGUGGAUGAAGGUAAGGCAGUGGAUGUUGUCUGCAUGGACUUUAGUAAGCCAUUUGACAGGUUCCUGCAUGGGAGGUUGGCCAAGAAGGUUCAGCCGCUCAGCAUUCAGGAUGAGGGAGUAAAUCGGAUUAGACAUUGGCUUUGUGGGAGAAGCCGGAGAGUGUAGUGAAGGGUUGUCUCUCUGACAGUGGCUAGUGGAGAGCCACUGUGCUAGGUCCUCAGUUGUUUGUCAACUAUAAUCAAUGGAUGAUGAUAUGGUUAACUAGAUCAGCAAAUCUGUGGAUGACACCAAGACUGGGGGUGUAAUGGACAGUGAGGAAGACUAUCAUUGAAAGUGGCAUCACAGGUAGAUAGGGUCGUAAAGAAAGCUUUGGGCACAUUAGCCUUCAUACAACAAUGGGUCAAGUAUGGAAGAUGGGAUGUUCGUAUAAGAUGUCAGUGAGGUCUAAUUUAAAGUACUGUGUGCAGUUUUGGUCACCUACUGACAGGAAAGAUGUAAACAAGGUUGACAGAGUAGAGAUAAAAUUUACAAAGGUGCUGUUGGGUCUAAGGAAAGAUUGAAUAGGCUUGGUCUUCCGUGUUCUUUAGAACAGAGAAGAUUGAGAGGAGAUUUGAUAGAGUUAUACAAAAUUAUGAGGGGUAGAGAUAGGGUAAAUGCAAGCAGGCUUUUUCCACUGAGGUUGGGUAGGACUACAGCCAGAGGUCAUGGCUGAAGAGUGAAAGAUGAAAGGGGAAACUUCAGUCAGAGUGCGGGAUAUUUGCCAGCACAAGUGGUGCGUGCAAUCUUGAUUUCGAUGUUUGGAUGGGUAUGUGGACAGUCGGGAUAUGGAAUGCUAUGGUCCUGAUCAGGUUGUUGAGGGUGGGCAGUUUAAACGGUUUUGGCAUGUUGACCCAAACAGCCUGUUUCUGUGCUGUUCUUCUUUAUGACAGUAUGAAAAGUCCUUGAAAAUGAGUCCAUUGGUUGUGGAAACAUUUGAAUAAUGGGGCAAAUGAAGGUGAGUGAAGAUAUCCCCUUUGGUUGAAGGGUGGUCCGAGUCCCGAGUCUCCUGUACCCCUUUCCUGCUGACAGAUGCAAGAAGGGAGUAUGAGGGGUGGUGGGGUCGGGAGGUUCCAGAUGCUGGAUGCUGUUUUCCUGCAACAGCAUUUCAUGCACUUCAACUUAAUGGUGGAGGGCUUUGCCUGGGUCAUAUCCACUACUUUCUGUGAGAUUUUCUGUUUCAGGCCAUUGCUGAUUGCAGCCACUCAAUAAACUCUCCACCACACGUUUUAGAUGUCAUGCCAAAUCUCUGCAGAGUCGUAAGGAAGUAGAGGCGCUGCUGUGCUUUCUGCAUAAUUGCACCUCUGCAAUAAUGCCUCUGAUGAGGACUGGCUCAUGGACCUCUGAUUUCCCUCUCCUGAAGUCUAUAAGUUCGCUGAUGACACGACUGUGGUGGGUCUCAUCAGCAAGAACGAUGAGUCAGCUUACAGAGAGGAGGUGCAGCAGCUAAUGGACUGGUGCAGAGCCAACAACCUGUCUCUGAAUGUGAACAAAACAAAAGAGAUGGUUGUUGACUUCAGGAGGGCACGGAGCAACCACUCCCCGCUGAACAUCGACGGCUCCUUGGUAGAGAUCGUAAAGAGCACCAAAUUUCUUGGUGUUCACCUGACGGAGAAUUUCACCUGGUCCCUCAACAACAGCUCCAAAGCAAAGAAAACCCAGCAGCGUCUCUACUUUCUGCGAAGGCUGAGGAAAGUCCAUCUCCCACCCCCCAUCCUCAUCACAUUCUACAGGGUCGUAUUGAGAGCAUCCUGAGCAGCUGCAUCACUGCCUGGUUGGAAAAUUGCACCAUCACGGAUCGCAAGACCCUGCAGCGGAUAGUGAGGUCAGCUGAGAAGAUCAUCGGGGUCUCUCUUCCUGCCGUCACGGACAUUUACACCACACGCUGCAUCCACAAAGGAAACAGCAUCAUGAAGGACCCCACGCACCCCUCAUACAAUCUCUUCUCCUUCCUGCCAUCUGGCAAAAGGCUCCGAAGCAUUCUGGCUCUCACGACCAGUUUCUUCCCCCAAGCUAUCAGACUCCUCAAUACCCCAAGCCUGGACUGACACCUUGCCCGACUGUCCUGUUUAUUAUUUAUUGUAAUGUCUGCACUGUUUUUGUGCACUUUAUGCAGUCCUGGGUAGGUCUGUAGUCUAGUGUAGCUUUUUUCUGUGUUUUUGUUUUGUAGCUCAGUCUAGUUUUUGUAAUGUGUCAUGUAACAUUGUUGAGAAACGUUGUCUUUUUACAGCAGUUAUGGUCGAAAUGACAAGAAAGAGUUAUUUGACUUGAGCCCCUCCUUGGUCCCGUUGACCCUGGAGGCGAGGCAAGAGCGCCGCCCUGCCCGUCAUUGGCCAGAAAGAAGCUGUCAAUCAAGAGCCCCGCCCACUCGCCUUUGCUUGCCGCCAAUGGGAGAAGCGGCGCGCUGGAGGUCACGUGGUGGCCUGCUCUAAUGGGAGAAGCGGCGCGCUGGAGGUCACGUGGUGCUCGGCUCCAAUGGGAGAAGCGGCGCGCUGGAGGUCACGUGGUGCUCGGCUCCAAUGGGAGAAGCGGCGCGCUGGAGGUCACGUGGUGCUCGGCUCCACUGUCGCUCCCCCGUUGGCAUGGUGACGGCUGACCGACCAUGGCGCUGCUCGCCUCCCGGCUCCGGGCCUUCGGUUUGUUUGCUCCGGUGCUCGUCCAAGAUGUUUGGUCUGAGCUUACAAUAACGCAUAAUAGCAGCAGUGCUCACCAAACGAUUGAACUAAAAUGCAUUUCUUCAGAGAAUGAUAGCAGAUUUGAAUGGAUGAAAAGUGAAACCGACAUAGCGUCUGUUUAUAAACUGUCCGCUGACAAUUCCAGCUUGUAUAUUCCUGAUGCUGACUAUGAUGAUUGCGGAUUAUUUACCUGCAUUGCAACAAAUAAUAGUUUCGUUGAAAAAGAAACAUUCAAUUUAGUUAUUGACGGCAUGCAACCACAUGAGUACAGGAUAAUAACAGUGGCCAUUUUUGGUCUUGGCUGCAUGCUGACAUCAGUUAGCGCCUUCAUGCUUUCAACGACGUUUCGAUACACAGAUAAGAAAGCACAGAAAUUCAUGAUCGUUCUGACUCUGCUGUUCCUGAUGGGUUCACUAACGCUUCUUCUACUGGCCGCCAUUUUAUGGAUUGUAAAAGAUGGUUGGAGUAUUGAGCCCGUGUUUCUGCUGCUCUUUUUGCUGAUCUUUACGCUCAUAUCUGUGGCAACAUUUACUGGAAAAUUCAUGGGUCGAUGUCAGCAUCUUUGGUCGAAUAGCUGGCUCCCAAUUCUGGCGGCAUUGUUUGUGCAAUUAUCGAUCAUCACCACGGUCAUUCUGAUAAUGAAGAAGUAUGAGUACAGCGAGGAAGGCUGUGCGCCUGAAUGGCCUUUGAUACACAAAUUACUUGGUGCAGUGGCCUCACCCUUCAUACUGUGUCUGAUAGUCUUCACUUACAGAAAGCUAGUUGACGUGAUAAUACAAUGUCAAAACAGCGUCUGCCAAGAAGAUGAAGAAAGUGAGGAAGAGCAUGACAAAGAGGAAGAUGAACAACCAAUGGACUGAAGUGUAAUUAAACCCGUCGAAAUGGCUCAGAACAUCAUCUCGGUGGUUCUUGGCUGCCUUGAUAAGAAGAUUGAGUUUGAACAUGAAGCUCCUGUGGACAGAAUGUUUAGGAAUGCUGUGGGGUGGGGGUGGGGAGAGAGGGCAACUGCUGGCGGCAGGGACAAUGCCCCAAUGCGGCAGCCAGUUAAUACACAUAGCAACUUGCUCUUAGGAAUGUCGUUGUAAUCUGUUUCAUCUUCAACCAAACUUGCACAGUCCCCAUGUUUACAAAUGGAGCACUUUGGCAGGAGCUUCCCAAUCAGAUUAUAUGAUUGUUACUGUCAACAGUUCCAUUCUCUCCAGAGUAACCUGCAUCAGGCUCCUGAUAUGAAAUAGAUGGUGAUCUUUGCUCAGAGUGGCAGGUUUCCAGUUGAGGAAACUGGCAGACUUCCCCCUCAACUCUGCAGUGAACUGAUUCUAAUCCAGGCCUUUGCUUCUCCACAGGUCCCAUAAACCUUGCUGUUGUUGUCUAACACACAUCCAGCAAAUCUGUCCAUUCUCAGCAGGUAAGGUGUGACAUUGGAGAAAACGUGUGUUAUCUGUGGGCUGCAGCAGUUGCUCGGUAUCACUGUCCUGAGCAGCAGCAGGCCAGCCCAAAGCUGGGAUCAAGUCCCGUAGCUUGAGGCGCAUGUGAACAUUAAUGUGAGGAGAUGUUUUAGCUGCUGUCAUCCAGUGACUGGGCGCCACAAUAUCUCUCUUUUAUCAACCCUCAAAUGAAAUCGGGCUGUCAAGAAUGAAAAGUGCCUUUUCAAACAUCGCCUGCUGCUUUUGUGCACGAUGGGUGCAAGUAUGGCACAUAAAGAAUUUACCUCAACAAUGUCAAUCACAUUUAUUCCCUUUGUCUGCAGUUAUAUCUAAUUUGCUUAAAUAAAUAGUUCUAUUUUACAAAUAAAAGUCCUUGCUAGAAAUUUGGAGG